AGCGCGACUCAGUGUAACAUAGGAUUUGAACGUUUGAGCAUUCGUGCGACCUCUCCUGUUUCGUUGUCGUUUCCAUCUGUCUUCAAUACUUCUCAUUCACAGCAGUCCUUUCAUUCUUCACGUCCUAUCAAGUCUGAGCGCCACGUCUCGCGCAAGCCCAGCAGAGCCAAUCGAGAUCGUGCUCGUGGAGCGAACUUUGCCAUCAAAAGAAAACAACUCGAAGAACAAAGAUCGAACCUCGAGAUGGCUUCAAACCAGUACAGCUACCCUCCUCCGCCACCUCCGCCACCUCCAUCUACGAAUGCCCAAGGUGGCCCUCCGGCUGGCUAUCAACAGUACCAGCAGCCUCCUUACGGGCAGCAGCAGCCAGCCCGUGGUGGUGGCGCACGCGGUCGCGGCCGAGGUGGCUUCAACCAAGGUGGCCAAGGCGGCCACGGUGAAUUUCAAAACUCUCAAUACCCUCCACAUGCAGGAGGUUACAAUGGACCACCUGCCCCAGUUGGUGGCUAUGGGCAACAAGGUGGCCAGUACGCUGGACCACCAGCCCCUGCCAAUGGCUAUCCUCCACCGCAACAGUGGCGCGGAAAUGAGCCUCAGCUUCAGCAGCAGCAUCAUCAAGUUCAGCACCAGCAACCCCCCCAUCCCGCUCCAUUGUCUGUUCAGAACUAUCAUCCAAAUUAUGCUCCUCAAGUUUACCAGCCAAAUGGACCACAGCAGCAGCCCCAGUAUGGCCCUCAGCAGCCAGCGCCGUACCAGCAGGGACCAUACGGUCCACCUGCACCCAUGCCCCCGCAGCCACAACAGCAGUGGCAAGCAGGCCCAGGACAUCAAUCUCAACCCCCUUUCAAUAAUGCCAACCGCGGCGGCCGUGGAGGCCGUGGCGGUGGCGGCUCAGGCCGCGGUGGUUUUGAAGCCCCACUGAUGGGGCCCCCGAUUCGUAUGGGAUUUGACAGCGACCGAUCUGCGGGUCCAAUGGCUCAAGCGAGCCCUGGAUUCUCGCCGCCUCCAUAUGGUGGUCCUCAGCAUGGUUCUCCAGUUCCGUUUUCUGCACCAGCGUACCCACCUCAGAACCAGUACCAGCCCUACCCUUCCCAGAAUGCCUUCCCCCCCAGAGGCGGGAGGCAGUCUCUUGAGUCCAACCCGUUCCAGUCCAACGGCCCCAACCGUGGCAGGGGCGGCAUGCAGAACCGCGGAAACAAGCGUGAACAGUUCAAUGACCGAGUUCGUCACCGUGGCCAGAAGCACCCAGGUGCCGGUCACAAUAAAUCCUCCAGCCAAGGUGCUGUCACCGAUCAGCCUCAGAAGCCUGCGGCAGAUGCCGGUGCCAAGUCUGGCGAGAAGCGCAAGAAGAAGAAGAAGCGCAAGACCAAUACCCUUGGCCUUACCCCUGGAACCGAAGAUUACCAGGAGAGCGAAGACGAAGAUGAUGCUGAUGAAGAAGCCAAGCUUGCAGCCGCAGCUCUCGGUUCAGCCUUGCCUGAGGAACCCUCCGACCUCGCCGCCUGGCUCGAAGAGCGCCGCAAAAAAUGGCCCACCAAAGCCCGCCGCGACGAGAAGGCCGCGGAACUCGCCUCCCGCCGCGCAGCCGCAGCCGAGCAAUCGGCCCGCGACAAAGCGAAAGCCAAGCACGACAAGGACGUCCUAGACGCCGCCGCCUCCGUCAAACCCGAGACCAAGAUCGAGAAACAGCAGCGCAAAGCCGAUAAACUCCGCCGCCAGCUCCAGCGCGCCGAGCAAAAAGUCAAGGACGCCCUCAAAGCCGGCUCUAAGCGCAAGCGCGAUGCCGGCGACUCAGGCGACGAGGACCAGGAUGACGGCACCGCGCGCGUCAAAUCCGAGAACGAUAACGACAUCGACGCCCUGAUCGCCUCUGCCACCGGCGCCGCAUCCUCCUCCUCCUCCGACUCAGACUCCGAGUACACCUCUGCCAGCGACAGCGAUUCCGGCCCCGACACCACCACCUCAAAACGCACAGCCCCCAUCGUCGUUCCCGCGCCCAAGAAACCAAUCCUGCAGCGCCACUGCAAGUACUUCUCCACGGGCGGCACGUGCGGGAAGAAAGGCAAGUGCCGCUUCGUGCACGACCAGGCCGUGCGCGACGCCGCGAUCAGGGAGAAGGAGAUGAAUGGCGGGGUUAUGACGUUAGCGCAACGCUUGACGCAGAAUGAUCGCGAGAAGGACGAGUUGAUGGUGUUGAAGAGUAUUAAAUACUUGCAUGAGAAGGGGAUGCUGGAUGAGCCGAUGGAGGGCUAGUGGCUCUUUGCUGGUCGGGGCGCGGGGGGGACGGGUAUUGGUGGGGGGCCGCUUGGGAGCGGGUAUUUGGGGUUUCCUUUUCGUCUGGCGGCACAAGCAAGCAAGCGCGCACACUCACAGACGCGCUUUCACGCAUGAGCGACGAGCGCGUCUUUCCUCUUCGUCGAAUGUUUCUCCUUCUUGUGGGAGUAUUUCUGUUUACGGCUAUAUCAUGGGGAUCUAAACAUGGUUUUCUGGCAUUGCGAUAUUGCUUUUUUUUAAUCACCCUUGUUUUCUUUUUGGGUCAUGGUAUCUGUUGGGGAGUCCCAACUGCUGAGCUACGGCGCGGGGUCAUCCGCGUUUGUCGGCUUUGGUGGUGUAUUGUCUGGGGGAUUUCGGUGUUGGGCGGCAUAACGGCGGGUGGAUGGUGUCUGGUAGGAAAACGGCGGCGCAUGGUGGCCGACUGGGGGGUUUAUGGCGUAUAAGCGCUGAUAGCGGCGGUAGCUGUAAAUUAUAGUUGAACAAUUAAAAGAUGAUUGUAG
This is a messenger RNA of Pseudogymnoascus verrucosus, 2774 nucleotides long. RefSeq lists its product as uncharacterized. NCBI's taxonomy places the organism in Eukaryota, Fungi, Ascomycota, Leotiomycetes, Thelebolales, Thelebolaceae. Gene Ontology annotation, cellular component: nucleus. The record is from RefSeq and is a predicted model, not a curated record. Gene Ontology annotation, biological process: box C/D snoRNP assembly. The transcript is spliced from 2 exons. The coding region runs from base 244 to 2253 and encodes 669 amino acids. Gene Ontology annotation, molecular function: RNA binding; metal ion binding.